GUGUCAUUCUCUUUAUGUGAAUUUGCUGACUCAUUCUGAGCACCCUCGGGGAUUUCCAAACUAUGCAAUAGCGUCUCCGUAGAAGACUAGGCUGAUUGCUGCAUUGCACAAGGAGGCGACUGCUCUGUAAACAAGUUGGACCCUAGCUGAUCAUACAUCUACAACUUAACUCUUGUAUAAAGUAUGGCGUUAUCAUCUGAAGGCAACGCACUUCAGUUCAACCUGGACCUUGAGGAGCUCAAGCGAGAGAGCGUGGAGAUGAUGGUGGGACGUGAUGGGGACGAGGACUCUUCACAGUUCUCCAUGUCACCACGGGAACAACACGACCAAGAGACGGAGAUGUGUCUACGGAUGUUUGAGACGUGGGCCCAAACACGACAGACAGAGUUUGUGGAGCAAGUGAUUGCACGCAUGAGCUUCAACCAACACGAGCAUCUGUACACCAUUCUAAUGCCCAUGCUCCAACGUGACUUCAUCACCGUCCUGCCUAGCAAGGGCCUUCACCACAUAGCCUACAAGAUCCUAUCCUAUCUCGAUGCCAAGUCUCUGUGUAGAGCUGAGCUGGUGUGCACUGAAUGGUUUCGUGUUGUCGAGGACGGACUGCUGUGGAAGAAAAUUAUCGAGAUGAAGGUUGCCACAGAUACCGUAUACAAGGGUCUAUCUGAGCGCAGGGGGUGGUCCAAGUACUUGUUUCGUCAUGUACCCCAAUCAGAGGGGUUGGCCCACCAGUACUACCGCAAGCUAUACCCUGCCAUUAUCAAGGACAUAGAGAGGAUGGUGGCUAACUGGAAGAAUGGACACCAUUCUCUCACCCGGAUUGAGUGUCACAGUGAGAACAGCAAGGGAGUCUAUUGUCUGCAGUACGAUGACAAGAAGAUCGUGAGUGGGCUCAGAGACAACACCAUCAAGGUGUGGAACAGGCAUACUCUGGAGUGUAUUCGUAUCCUUCAAGGCCACACUGGCUCUGUACUCUGUCUCCAGUAUGAUGAGGACGUUGUUGUCACGGGGUCCAGUGAUUCAACCAUACGUGUGUGGGAUGUGGCCAGUGGUACAAUGCUCAACACUCUGGUCCAUCAUUGCGAGGCUGUGCUCCAUCUGAGGUUCUGCAACAAGACAAUGGUCACCUGCUCAAAGGAUCGUACCAUUGCCGUGUGGGACAUGCGCAGUACCAAGGACAUUGUUCUGAGGAGAGUUCUCGUGGGGCACAGGGCAGCAGUCAAUGUGGUGGACUUUGAUGACCGAUAUAUUGUGUCUGCCUCUGGAGACAGAACCAUCAAGGUUUGGCGGACGUCUACUAGUGAGUUUGUGCGGACUCUUCAUGGACACAGAAGAGGGAUAGCUUGUCUACAGUACCGUGGCAACCACGUAGUGAGUGGGUCAUCCGACAAUACCAUCAGGAUAUGGGACAUUGAGUUGGGGGCGUGUCUGCGGCUGUUAGAGGGCCACGACGACUUGGUCAGGUGCAUACGCUUCGAUGACAAGAGGAUUGUCAGUGGAGCUUAUGACGGUGCCAUCAAGGUGUGGGACUUCCAGGCUGCACUGGACCCACGCACUCCUGCAGACGCCAUCUGUCUCAGAACACUCGUGCAAGAGCACACUGGUCGAGUGUUCAGACUUCAGUUUGAUGACUUCCAAAUAGUGAGCAGCUCUCAUGACGAUACCAUUCUUAUCUGGGACUUCCUGGACCCGGAAGGUCCACCUGCCCCCAUGGAAACUGACCAAUCAGAUAGCAGUACGAGAACAGUGUCGUAGCUCACCACACCCACCCAUCAUACAAAUCACUAGUUCUGUCUGUCUUGGUCUUUGUAUACUCAUACACUGUAUGUAUGUACCUGCUUGUGCAUGUAUUCCUUCCUGUCUCGUCAGAUUGUUCAGAAAUUGUAAUACAUUUAUUGAAACACCUGAA
Molecule: messenger RNA, 1906 nt
Organism: Halichondria panicea
Lineage: Eukaryota; Metazoa; Porifera; Demospongiae; Suberitida; Halichondriidae
Product: beta-TrCP-like
Exons: 10
Coding region: 184-1752 (522 amino acids)
Molecular function (GO): protein dimerization activity
Source: RefSeq, a predicted model, not a curated record